CAGGCCCCGACAGCAGCUACCGAAGCUCGACCUAUUGACUUGUGUGACCAUGGCUCUGCGUGUCGCGGCGGAGAAGGCGGCGGCGUCCACGUCCAGCCCGGCCGUGACGCUGUACCGCUACAUCACCAAGCAGGUGCCGCGCGUGCUGACGCUGUACGACAUCCCGAUGGAGCCCGCCGACGCGCGGCUGGCCGUGCAGGCGCUGUUCCGCCAGCACGCGGACGUCAAGGACCCGCGCGUGGUGGACAUGCUCAUCACCAAGGCCAACAUGGAGCUGGAGGAGACGCUCAUGCAGUGGAAGCAGAAGGUGCACCUGGUCAAGCUGCUGGAGGAGGGCCAGGCCCUGCGCGCGCCCAAGCCGCUCGUGGACUCGGUGGACCAGGCGCUCGAGAAGUUCUACGCGGGCGUGGACGACGACGAGGACGAACUGUAAAGAGGGAACCAGAGGCAAGGGACAGAUGAAGCACACACAAAUACAAGACGGCGAGGUCUGACGGCCUUGUCGCUCCCCUGGAGUUUGAUUU
Molecule: messenger RNA, 524 nt
Organism: Phytophthora sojae
Lineage: Eukaryota; Oomycota; Peronosporomycetes; Peronosporales; Peronosporaceae
Exons: 1
Coding region: 50-433 (127 amino acids)
Biological process (GO): response to oxidative stress
Source: RefSeq, a predicted model, not a curated record